CCAAAAUGUUCAUUACAAGCUGUCAUGACUGGGAAAAGCCCAUUGAGGUGCUAUAAAAGCAGGUGUGCUGAAAUGACAUUUUGAAGAAGUCACAACUGACAGAGAGAAGGCACAUAGAAGAUGGCUAAAGCUGCAGUCCUCAUAGCCUCAUUUUUGUUUGUGGCUUUGACUAUGUUUUGUGAAGAAACCACAGCAGAUUAUGAAGGCUGCUGUGUCUCCUAUUCCAAAUACCAGCUGCCUUUCAUACGAAUUAAGGGCUACUCCAUUCAGACGCCCCAGGAUUAUUGUGAUAUUCCUGCAGUUGUGUUCCACACAAUUAAGGGCAAACACAUUUGUGCCAACCCCAAAGACACAUGGGUGGAGAUUCGAAUUCAGCAACUCAUGAACAAAGUAAAGAAGAUGACUUAGAAGCAAAUAUCACACUAUGUCUCAAUAGACUUGAGAUGAAACUAAGAGUGCAGCUUUUAUCAUAAACAGUAUUUUAAAAUAAGCAUUCUGCAUUUUAAGCAGAACAAAAACGUUAUUUCAUUAUUGAAAUCAAAAUGUAUUGUUUCUUUAAAAACAUGUAAAAGGCCUAUUGACAAUGAAUGAACUGCCACUGAAUGUGAAAGCACAUAAGUAUAUUUUAAAAAUAAAAAACUGGGUUACAGGUGCCAGAGUGUUACUCACAAAGGAAGGUGCUUUGUUCUACUGUGCAGAAUCUGCAUCUAUGAAACAUUUUAUACAAAUGUGUGUACCGUAUUUAGUAAUCUUGAAACUCCACCUCAAAACAACACCUGAAAAUCAGACUGCAAAGCUUAAUUUAGCUGUUAAGUUUGAGGUCAAUAAGCUCAAAAUGAAUUGGGGGGCUCUGUGAUGGGCUGGCAUCCUGUCUUGUGUUGCUUGGGUAAUCUCCACUGCCCUGUGACCCUUUACUAGACAAAGAGGAUGAAACUUUAUGUCUUCUUUUAAGAGUUUUUUAAGAGUUUCACAGCCCAUGUUUCUGGCUUGAUUGAUGUUAAUGUUGACUUAACUUGAAAAGAAAUAAAGUUAUUUUUAUUCUUUA
This is a messenger RNA of Erpetoichthys calabaricus (reedfish), 1045 nucleotides long. Its product is annotated as C-C motif chemokine 20-like. The record is from RefSeq and is a predicted model, not a curated record. The transcript has 4 exons. Gene Ontology annotation, cellular component: extracellular region. Gene Ontology annotation, molecular function: chemokine activity; CCR chemokine receptor binding. The coding region runs from base 121 to 408 and encodes 95 amino acids. NCBI's taxonomy places the organism in Eukaryota, Metazoa, Chordata, Cladistia, Polypteriformes, Polypteridae. Gene Ontology annotation, biological process: chemokine-mediated signaling pathway; cellular response to interleukin-1; positive regulation of GTPase activity.